GGAGAUCUGUGGUUCAUUUUCUAUCGGCCAUUUUCAAUGGAAAUGCUCGUUUCGUGGAGAGAUAUUGAACUAGCCAGGGAAACUAUCAAGGGGUGUGGUGUGGUUGUCAGGACACCUUUACUCCGAAAUGUGGAACAGAUGUUUGGUUUUGAGGACCGAUUUAAACUGCAUUUGAAAAUGGAGAACAUGCAGAAUACCGGAUCAUUUAAAAUACGUGGUGUUGUGAACCAGUUUGCCAACAUCCCCUCUGUGAUCACCGAGAAUAAGAAAAGUCUUGUUUCGAUGUCUGCUGGAAAUUAUGGAAAGGCAUUUGCUUUGGCGACAAAGGAACAAAACCUUCCAGCAAUUCUGUGUAUGCCUGAAACUGCUCCCAUUAAUAGAGCAAAACUUAUUGAGAGUUUCGGUGUGAAAGUGGAAAGAAUGCCCACAAGCGAAAUACAAGAUGCUGUUGAUCUUCAUGUUGCUGAAGAUGGAAUGCACUUUCUUCAUCCAUUUGAUGAUCUUCAUCUUAUUUCUGGUUUUGCUAGGUAUCAUCUGUUUUCCAAACAAUCUGCAGGAAAGAAAACUUUUCAACAUGUGAAGGAGUAUGUUGAGGACAUUGUUCUUGUGACAGAUGAGGAAAUAAAGAGGGCAGUGAAGACUUUUUACCAGGCUGGGUUAGUUGUUGAACCAUCUGGUGCUGCAGCAUUUGCAGCUCUACAAGCAAAAAAAAUUCCUGAUUUGUCAGAAGGGAGUAAUGUUGUUGCUAUAGUGACAGGAGGAAAUGUCACACCAGAAGAACUAUGCGAUUUAAUGAAUUGUAAUUAGCAAAAAUAGUUUACCUAUUGAAUCUUUGAAACCCUUUACAACCUAACAUCAGUAUGCAUAUUCUCUAUACUGUUCAUGCCUCUAACAAGCCAAACAAAAUUUUUUGAAGGGAUUGCAUUCCCGAAGUUAUGACAAUAACCUGUUACUUGAUUUUGGUUUAUCCUGACUCAUGACUCUUGACUGAAGCCUGAAUCAGUCAUGCUUCUGUCAUGCUACAGUCAAAGCUAAUUGUGAUUGACUCAGGUACAGCAUAAGCACAGCAUCUGAACUGGGCUUUCAUCAGGAAAGUAACCCUGAUAUAUUAUCAUUGUUGUUUGGGUUUGUUGGCUUCUGCUUCACUCUGUCAUUAGCAAAUAAACCAUUUGGCAACAAUUUUUUACAUUCGUGACAAAUGUUAUUCUUUUAUUCAGUUUAAAAUGCUUCUGAAAUAUAUUUACAGUAGGGAAUCUGCUGUAAUCAGUUUAAUUUAAACUUGAUCAAUUAGGUGCAAUUCUCUGAAACACAAAGUGUGAUUCUAAUAGAAUAUUUAGACAACAAGAAUGGUUGUAUUUGUCUAUAAUGUGGCCAAACCUAGACUUGCAGAAGUUCAUGUGAUAGCAUACGGUAAGCCUUCUAUUUAUAAAUUGACUAUAAGUUUUUAACUAGAGGCAUAUUAGGUACCUAGUUAAUUAUGGCCUAGCAACAUUGAUAGUGUCCUUGAGGCUGGAACCUCUAAGUGAGUUGAAUAUUUGUAAAAUAUUUUGUAAAUAAGUUCAAGAGCAGAAAUGAGACACAGUGUGAUUUUAUUCUAUAGUGUGCAUUGUAGGAAAUCAAGGAUCAAUGUCAGUAUCUGAGCAACAGCACACUUAACCCUCCCCUAACCCAACAACUGAUAUCAAGUAAGGGUUAAUUUGGGUAGGUGGAGGGGCAAGUUUGCAGUUGCUCAGAUACUGACAUCAAUUGCCCCUGAGUUUAACAGCUUAUAUAUAAAAUCAUCAACUAUCUGCAACUUGUUCAUACAUCCAUAGCUCUUUGAUAAUUUGAGAAGCAAUGCCAGAUGUUUACAUUAAAGUUUCAUGUUGAACCUUAUAAAAGUAAUAAUCAUUUUAGUUUCAGUAAUUUAGCCACCUUCCAAAACUUGUGAAUAUCACAU
Messenger RNA from Pocillopora damicornis (cauliflower coral), 1939 nucleotides. RefSeq lists its product as uncharacterized. Gene Ontology annotation, molecular function: L-serine ammonia-lyase activity; pyridoxal phosphate binding; threonine deaminase activity. Gene Ontology annotation, biological process: L-serine catabolic process; L-threonine catabolic process. The record is from RefSeq and is a predicted model, not a curated record. Lineage: Eukaryota; Metazoa; Cnidaria; Anthozoa; Scleractinia; Pocilloporidae.